AUCCAACUACCACUUCUUAUUGCCUUUGCUCGUGCCUAUAGUCUCAUGUGACGUUUACCAAACAUCAAGUACUUCACACCUCCAUUGUUAUAAAUAGUUCACACCUCCACACUUAUAAUACACCAAAAAAUAUACGAACUACACAACAAUCUUCUUUCUUCCUAUUAGCUACCCUCAUCCAUGGCAAAUUUCAAAGCUUUCUUUCUUCCUUUAACCCUUUCCUUCCUUUUUGCUUCUCUGGUUUCUGCCACCUUCUACCAAACUAUCUCUCCCGAUCAGUUACGUGCUGGUGGUGAUGCCACAGUCGAAUACAAUGUCUAUGUUUACCAUUAUUCCUCCUCCACCACCUCUCCCUCUCAUCAGCACUUCAACGACGGCCUUAACUUCAUGACAGACCCCAUUCUCAGCAAGAUAUAAAUUUUCCAUAUCCCAACUUUAUCUGUGUGUUCCCGUUCGUCUAUAAACUUUCAAAAAUUUGUACUCAAAGUUGGAGUUUCUAACUUAUUUGGUACAAUGUUUUAUGCUAAUUUACACGCAUAGACAAGUCAAGAUAUUAGACUGUUGAUUGGAGUAAAUCCAAGGAUAAGUUUUCCCAAUUCACGCCGUUUACAACUUUGAAUAACUCUGCUGUCAAAGUAUUGAUGUAGUGCAAGUUGCGUAGCUGAAUAAUGUGCUUCUCGAGUACUUUUUGUCAGGAGAUGAUGACCGUUGUGUUUGUUGUGUAAUAGAACAGAGAGACAAAGAGGGAGAAGAGUACAUUAUGAGGACUAUAAGAAUAAUGUUAAAAUAAAUUAUUUGGAAGGAAUGUAUUUUAGUUUAUCGAUA
This is a messenger RNA of Vigna radiata var. radiata (mung bean), 825 nucleotides long. Its product is annotated as dirigent protein 22-like. The record is from RefSeq and is a predicted model, not a curated record. Lineage: Eukaryota; Viridiplantae; Streptophyta; Magnoliopsida; Fabales; Fabaceae.